Messenger RNA from Lonchura striata (white-rumped munia), 1641 nucleotides. The record is from RefSeq and is a predicted model, not a curated record. NCBI's taxonomy places the organism in Eukaryota, Metazoa, Chordata, Aves, Passeriformes, Estrildidae.
AUGGGGACAGGGGGACACACCCCGGCUCUGCCCCACCCCAGUCCCCCAGAACUGCCCCCCGGGCACCCAGAACUGCCCCCGGGCACCCGGAACCGCCCCCCGGGCACCCAGAACUGCCCCCGGGCACCCGGAACUGCCCCCGGGGUCCCGGUGCCCGCUGUGCCCGCAGGCAUCGGGCUGGACUCCUGCGUGGUCCCGCUGAGGCACGGGGGGCUCUCGCUGGUGCAGACCACCGACUUCUUCUACCCCCUCAUCGACGACCCCUACAUGAUGGGCCGCAUCGCCUGUGCCAACGUCCUGAGCGACCUGUACGCCAUGGGGGUGACAGAGUGUGACAACAUGCUGAUGCUGCUGAGUGUCAGCCAGCGCAUGAGCCACGAGGAGAGGGACAAGGUGAUGCCGCUGAUCAUCCAGGGGUUCCGGGACGCGGCCGAGGACGGGGGGACAUCGGUGACAGGGGGACACACCGUGCUCAACCCCUGGCUGAUCGUGGGGGGCGUGGCCACCGCCGUCUGCCAAUCAAACGAGUUCAUCAUGCCGGACAGCGCCGUGCCCGGGGACGUCCUGGUGCUGACCAAGCCCCUGGGGACACACAUGGCUGUCACCGCCCACCAGUGGCUGGACAUGCCCGAGCGCUGGAACAAGAUCAAGCUGGUGGUGACGCGCGAGGAGGUGGAGCUGGCCUACCAGGAGGCCGUGGCCAGCAUGGCCACGCUGAACCGCACCGGGGGGCUGCUGGUGGUGCUGCCGCGGGCGCAGGCCGCGCGUUUCUGCGCCGAGCUGAAGGCGCCGGGCCGCGGGCCGGGCCUGCAGGCCUGGAUCGUCGGCGUGGUGGAGAAGGGGCCCCGCGGCGCCCGAGUCAUCGACAAACCCCGGCUGAUCGAGGUGCCGCCCCGCGGGGCCCCCGAGAGCCCCGGGGAGCCGCCCCCGGAGCCGCCCCGGGGCCCCUGCUAGGGGAGAGACCCCCCGAGACGGCUCCCGCACGAGGGACCCCAAAGAGACGCACGAGGGACCCCAAAGAGACGCACGAGGGACCCCAAAGAGACGCACGAGGGACCCCAAAGAGACGCACGAGGGAACCCCAAAGACAGGCACGAGGGAACCCCAAAGAGAGCCCCAAAACCAGGGCAGGACCGCCCGACAGAGCCAUGCCGAGACCACGGCUAGGGGAUCCCAAAAAAACCCAAAAAAAACCCAAAAUUGGGGCAGAUACCCCUAACAGAGCCACGCCGAGACCACGGCUAGGGGAUCCCAAAAAAACACCAAAAAAACCCAAAAAAACCCCAAAAUUGGGGCAGGACCACCUGACAGAGCCACGCCGAGACCCCUGCUAGGGGAUCCCAAAAAAAUCCCAAAGAAAACCCCAAAAUUGGGGCAGAUCCCCCCGACAGAGCCACGCCGAGACCCCUGCUAGGGGAUCCCAAAACAACCCAAAGAAACCCCCAAAAAUCCCCAAAAUUGCGGCAGAACCCCCUGACAGAGCCACAUGGAGACCACAGCUGGGGAUCCCAAAAAAACCCCAAAAUUGGGGCAGAACCGCCCGACAGAGCCACGCCGAGCCCCCUGCUAGGGGACCCCAAAAACCCCCCCCAAAAAUCCCCGGGGCUCGCUGUGGCCAAAAUCCCCAAAAGUCAAAAGAAA